GACUCAUUGCAAGCCACACAAUUGCACUGAAAGGACAACUCCCUCAUUCGCUAAACAACAUGAAAGUUACUCUGAUCCUCACAUUCCUGGCCUCCCUGGCACUCUCGCUGGCCCUGCCCCAAGUGGGACAUGGCAGCAUCAAUGGACCCAGUGGUCGCUUUGCCAUGACCCGAGGCUGGGCCCAGCCGCCAGUGGACCUGCAGAAGCCCGUCAUUUUUCUGCCCGAAGCUACGCCCGUUCACGAAGAGCCCCAGGAAUCGCGCUCCGUGCAGACUCAACAACUCCUCAGAGCCUAACUUACCGAGUUCCUAUAGCCCAUGAUUACUAGCAUUAAUAAAUUGAUAAAUAUGAAAUGGUACACACAA
Molecule: messenger RNA, 365 nt
Organism: Drosophila guanche
Lineage: Eukaryota; Metazoa; Arthropoda; Insecta; Diptera; Drosophilidae
Exons: 2
Coding region: 60-296 (78 amino acids)
Source: RefSeq, a predicted model, not a curated record